AUGGGAUCCAAAGGCUCACUUAAAACACCAAAAGGAACCCGUGAUUGGGUGGGUGGAGAUCUGCUCCUGCGCAACCACAUCUUCCAAACGAUCAGCACCGUCUUAGAGCGCCACGGCGGAGUCCCCCUCGACACGCCCGUGUUCGAGCUCCGAAGCAUCCUCUCGGAAAAAUACGGCGAAGACUCCAAGCUGAUCUACGACCUAGCCGACCAGGGAGGCGAGGCAUGCUCGCUGCGCUACGAUCUGACAGUCCCGUUCGCGCGCUGGCUGUCCAUGCGUACCGACGUCCAGCAUAUCAAGCGCUACCAGAUCGCCAAGGUCUACCGGCGCGACCAGCCCGCCAUCUCGCGUGGUCGUUUGCGCGAGUUUUACCAGUGCGACUUUGAUAUUGCUGGUGUUUACGGCCCUAUGAUUCCCGAUGCCGAGGUUCUAUGUAUUAUCGCCGAGGUAUUUGAGGCGUUCGAGAUUGGUGUCGCCGUUAAGCUCAACCACCGCAAGAUUCUUGAUGAGUUGUUUGAGAUAGCUGGCGUGCCGGCUGAUAAGAUACGUACAACCAGCUCUGCCGUGGAUAAGUUGGACAAGGCGCCGUGGGACGAGGUUAGGAAGGAAAUGCUGGAGAAUGGACUUUCGGAAGAGGUUGCGGACCGUGUGGGUGGCUACGUGCAGCGCAAGGGCAGCAUGGGCGAGAUGCUGGAAAACUUGGAUCUGAUUCCGAUCUCGCCACAAGCUAUGGGCGUUAUCGACCUAGUCUCGUUCGACCUGUCGCUUGCAAGGGGACUCGACUACUACACGGGCUUGAUCUACGAGGUGAUCGUCGGAGACGGCGCCAGUGAUCGUACCCAAGUUGGCAGUAUUGCUGCGGGCGGUCGUUAUGACGAUCUGGUGGGCAUGUACGGUCGUCGCCCCUUGCCGUGCGUCGGCAUAUCGUUUGGCAUGGAUCGCAUUUUUACCAUCCUCGACGCCCGGCGUGAAAAGAAGAGCAGCUCCGAUCUCGGCGGUCAAGUGCAAGUCUACAUCAUGGCAUUUGGCGGUAAAGAGUUCGAUGGGCUUUUAUUAGAGCGCAUGCGGGUGGCUCGCCAGCUAUGGGCAGCAGGGAUUCGAGCCGAGUUCGCCGCCAAGGUGAAACCGAAACCACUUCAGCAGUUCAACACAUCCGAGGGCGUACCCGUUGCGGUCAUACUCGGUCAGGGUGAGGUAGAGGCCGGAAGGGUGCGGGUGAAGCGCCUUCAUGUCGGGGACAAGGCCGCGGAACAGAAAGAUAAGGGGCAGCUGGUGGCGAGAGAGGGACUCGUGGAAGAAGUUGUGACGAACCUACUUCUGGACCCGGUCCUGUUAGGGUUCGGCUUCGGUCGAAGGUAA
Molecule: messenger RNA, 1359 nt
Organism: Chaetomium globosum CBS 148.51
Lineage: Eukaryota; Fungi; Ascomycota; Sordariomycetes; Sordariales; Chaetomiaceae
Exons: 3
Coding region: 1-1359 (452 amino acids)
Biological process (GO): mitochondrial translation
Cellular component (GO): mitochondrion; cytoplasm
Source: RefSeq, a predicted model, not a curated record